AUGUCGGUUUCGGCCGUGAACAGGAUCGGACUCAGGGCCAAGAUAUGGAAUUCGCUGACCGGCCGGGUGGGCCCGAAGACGUAUUUCACGUACACUCCCGAAGUGUCGCAGGUGUUGGACCGCGAGCCGAAGUGGGUGUCCGCCGACGAAGCCGUCCAGUGCAUAAAGUCCGAUAAUACAAUUUUUGUGAGUGGUGCUGCUACUACACCAAUUGAAAUUCUCCGCAGUAUGACUGAUCAUGGAAAACAAAAGCAAUUAAAAAAUAUUCGUGUAUGUAGCAUUCAUACCGAAUUUGAGUCACCAUAUUCAACCCCAGAAUGUGAAGGAAUAUUUCGACCAAUGGCUUUUUUUAUUAGUUCCAAUAUGAGAAAGUGUAUAAAUGAAGGUCGUGGUGAUGCUGUACCAAUAUUUUUACAUGAUAUACCUUAUGUAUUUGAACGAAAUGUUAUACCAGUAGAUGUAUCAAUUAUCUCGGUAUCACCUCCUGAUCAUCAUGGUUUUUGCAGUCUUGGCACAAGUGUGGAUUGCAUCCGUUCAGCUUUAGGAAAAUCUAAAAUAAUUAUUGCACAAGUAAAUAAAUGUAUACCUCGCACAUUUGGUGAAGCCAUCAUCCAUCAAUCACAUAUUGAUUAUGCUGUCAGAUGUGACCGUGAAUUACCAGCUCAUGAACACAAAGAUCCAAAUCCUACUGAAACAGCUAUUGGCAAACAUAUUGCUGAUAACCUUGUUGAAGAUGGUGCUACAUUACAAAUGGGCAUUGGUGCAAUUCCGGACGCCACGCUUACCUGUCUUAAAGAUCACAAGGAUUUAGGAAUCCAUUCAGAAAUGUUCAGUCUUGGUGUUAUUGAUCUAGUCAAGUCGGGGGUUAUAACCAAUCAUAAUAAAACAUUUGAUAAAGGACUGAUUGUAACAAGUUUCUUAAUGGGCAACAAGAAGUUGUAUGAUUUUGUCGAUAACAAUCCUUUAAUAUGUAUGAGGCAAGUAUCAUAUACCAAUAAUGUACAUAUAAUAUCUCAACAACCUAAAAUGACUGCAAUCAAUUCUUGCAUUGAAGUAGACUUGACUGGACAAAUUGUGUCUGGAUCUAUUGGAUAUAGAUUAUACUCAGGGUAUGGUGGUCAAGUAGAUUUCAUUAGAGGAGCUGCUGAAGGUUUUGACGGUAAGGGUAAACCUAUCAUUGCCCUAGGUUCUGUGAAUCCCAAAACUAAGGAUGCCAGAGGCUUGCCAAGUAGCAAGAUUGUGCCUAAAAUUCAAGAAGGAGCUACGGUAGUUACUACCAGUGCACAUGCACAUUAUGUGGUGACUGAGUUUGGUGUUGCCUCAUUGUUUGGGAAGAGUUUGAGACAACGAGCACAUGCUUUGAUAAAUAUAGCCCACCCUGACCACAGAGAAUGGUUAGAAAAAGAAGCAUUUAACCGUUUAAAAGUUAUGCCAAGUGCAUGA
Macrosiphum euphorbiae (potato aphid) is the source of this 1443-nucleotide messenger RNA. NCBI's taxonomy places the organism in Eukaryota, Metazoa, Arthropoda, Insecta, Hemiptera, Aphididae. The record is from the annotation of a GenBank genome assembly.